Penicillium brasilianum is the source of this 2264-nucleotide messenger RNA. The record is from the annotation of a GenBank genome assembly. NCBI's taxonomy places the organism in Eukaryota, Fungi, Ascomycota, Eurotiomycetes, Eurotiales, Aspergillaceae.
CUGCAACUUCACGGCUCUAAGGGACAUCAUGAUUCGACCUACUAAGAGCUAUCUGCGCCAGCCGCCAGGCAUCGCACAGAUCGGCCUCUGGGGCCCCCUCUCGCCUGGGUAAUCGGCACGCUCCCCAGAGACCGUCAUUGGUUACGAUCUCUAGUUGACUGUGCUCGGCCUCCGAGCCAAGCAACAUGGCUUGCCUCAUCCUACCCCAUGGUCAAGGCAAGUGGGUGCUGGUGGGUCACCCUUGCCUAUAAGAUGCUUCUUUUCGGGCACUUCCGCCCUUCGAAUUGCUGCUUUAUUUCUGCUGCCCCGCUGGCUUGCGACUCGGGGUUAGCCCGGGAUUUACAGAAUUUAUAAUCAGCGCUAUGGAUUUUUCUUUGCACUUCUUCAAAUCCUGCGAGACGACUUUCGUAGCUUCUUGAGACUGUUUCUCUCCCUUUGUGCCUCCUUCACGGGCCCUCUAUACCAUCUGUUCUCGAGGGACUGACUCUCUCCCCAGAGCAACCGCCAGUGUCUGUCCGUUACGUCAACACGAAAAGAUGGGUUCGACUAAUCUAGAAAUAGAGCAGAAGAAGGUCCUCGCAGACACUUUGGUCGCCAGCGAUGAAGAGAACCCAAAUUCUCCGGGGAUCAGCUCCCCUGGUGAAAAGGAGCUGGAGGAGGUAACAUACGACACGGGGCUCUUCUCAUGGCUGCAGGUCUUGGGUUCGUUCUUUCUGUUCUUCAACUCAUGGGGCGUGAUCAAUACGUGGGGUGCAUAUCAAACCUACUAUGAGCAAGAUAUCCUGGCCGGCACUUCGUCAUCCACCAUUGCAUGGAUUGGAUCCCUGCAGUCGUUCCUUCUGAUGAUGGUUGGCGUCAUUACGGGCCCUCUUUUCGAUGCCGGCUAUUUCCGUGGAUUACUCUGCUUCGCCAACUUCAUGCUGCCCUUUGGGCUGAUGAUGACCAGUAUCUCGACCAAAUACUGGCAUCUGAUUCUGGCGCAGGGGAUUUGCGUGGGACUAGCAGCCGGAUGUCUGUUCGUUCCCUCGGUUGCCCUUCUACCACAAUAUUUCCGUCAGAAGAGAGGAUUUGCCAACGGUCUUGCUGCCAGCGGUAGCAGCAUCGGUGGUGUGAUUUACCCUAUCAUGUUCAACCAAUUGCAGAAGAAGGUUGGAUUUGCCUGGGCGACCCGUGCACUUGGAUUUCUCUGUUUCGGAACCAUCUUAAUCUCGGUGGGCAUCAUGCGCGUUCGGUUUGCGCCAAAGGAAAAGCGCAAGCUUUAUCAGCUGUCUGCCUUCAAGGAGCCUGCAUACUGUCUUUUUACUGGAGCAAUGUUCCUGGGCUUCCUGGGAUUCUACAACUUCCUUUUCUACGUCCAAUCUUACGCUAUCGAUACGGGAAUCGUGGACGGAAACCUGGGCUUCUACUUGCUGUCCAUGCUGAACGCGGCCUCGACUUUCGGCCGAAUUGGGCCCAACUUCCUCGCUGAUCACGUUGGCCCUCUCAACAUGCUCACUCCCGCCGUGACCAUCACCUCCGUUCUGGCCUUUGCGUGGAUUGGAGUUCACACGGUGGGUGGCGUCAUCGCUCUUGCUGUCCUGUAUGGAUUCUUCUCUGGCGGGUUUGUCUCACUGCCUCCCGUGGUGAUGGCCAGUAUGACACCUGACGUGCGCGACCUCGGAACUCGCCUUGGAAUGGUCUUCGCCGUUACAUCCAUUGGUCUCUUAAUUGGUACUCCUAUCGGCGGUUCCAUCUUGGCUGACACAAACAAGUAUCUUGGUGUCCAAUUAUUUACUGCCUGCUGCCUUGUUGCAUCUGCAGGCCUCAUGGCUACCUUGCGGUUUGUGCGAUCUGGUCCUAAGCUGAUCUGCAAAACUUGAGACUCGGUCUUCCCAGAUCGAUCCGUGAAGCAUGAUGCAUAAUAAGUCUCGAAAAUGCGGCGUAUUUGAUGCAAGAUCGAGUCCAGGUUCUCGUGAUGUCUGCAUGAGCCAGUCUCUGAUGAGUCAACCUCGUCCAACCACAAAUGAACCGAAGUACUCCGUCACUCGGGGGAUCUAAAGAGCGGUCUCUUGUGCCCUUCAGGACCUAUAUGACGGUCUACGGAAUAGCUACUUCCUAUGAGAGCAUGCCAAGUGCAUAUCUCAAGUACGCAGUCAAGGUCAGGGCAAUCGACGACGAAUACUCGCGAGGGCAGAUCUAGGGUUCGUUGGGUGUCGUGGACUAUGCCAUGACAUAUGGCAACUUCUAAAAACAAUAGCGUCUAAAUAAUGAUACAAAAUUAACAC